AUGGCUCAAGUUCCUGCCAGCAGCGAAAGCCACACCACCCUUGAUCGCUACCUCGCACUGAUUCCACGAGGAUUAGAGCAUGCCGCUCGUGAAAACCUGCUGGAAGUUCUUUCGGACUUUUCACUGCGGCUAAAAGUGGUGGGCGAAGUGGUCUCCGAUAAUGAUAAUAUUGCCCACAUUUCCAAUGUUCUGCAACGCAAAAAGGACAAGAACAAGGAUAUUAUUAUGGAGAGCUGUUUUGGAGGGUUUGCCGUCGGAUCCAUUCACGAAAACAAAAAUAACUGGAGUGUGGGGUAUAUACAACAAUCCAAGCCCACAUGGUCUUGUUCGGGUGUCAUCCAUGGAGUAGUAUGGCUCCAAAUAGAGACCAAUGCUCCUGCUCACCUCAUUGCCAACCGUGUACGAUGUCUUGGUCCCAUCAUUGCCUUGGUCAAUAUAUGGGAACCUAUCGAUAUGCCUGCAUCUCAGUCUCUGGAGCAAGCGGUAGCUUCGGUAAAAGCUCUCGUGGACUCUGACUCGCAGCAGGAAGGGGACUAUUCUCAAGCCUUUCUGGCUGCCAGAACCUUGUGGUUCCGCCAUGUCCAAGCUGCUUGGAAUCUGCCGGAAGAAGACCUAAAGGCUCUCGACAAUAAACUAAAGGGCACUGCCGCCAUGAAAUAUCGACUCAGUUGCAUUCGCUCUGAUUCGGAAAAGUACCAAUACACACGACAACAGCUCUUGGCGCAAACGGCUGGCAUUGUGGUACCCAAAGUGCAAGGGGAACCCUGGACUGUGGAUUUGACCAAGUAUGAUCUGGAAGUGGUUGUUUUGGCACAUCCCAAAGCACUCGCCGUGGGAAUAGCCUUGAGACCCUACCAACACUUGGGAGUCAAAUCGUUCGCGACGGGGGCCAUACCGCCCGAUGUCACGGCACCGCUAGAACCAGGAGAUGUGGUCUUGGAUCCGUGUGCGGGGGUGGGGACCAUUCCCAUGGAAGUCCUCUUUCAAGAACAAGAUGCCAUUGCUGUGGGGGGAGAUAUUGCGUUGACGGGGUUGGGGGGCGUGGCUGCCGAAUAUUCCACCAGAGCGCAUGCUCUCAGACGAGAACGUUACCCUAGUCACAGUGCUCGGUAUGCCGAUCAAAUGGCCUGGGAUGCCACCUGUUUGCCGCUGAGAGAUGCAACUGUGGAUGUGCUCGUGUCAGAUCUCCCAUUUGGGGUGCAGUGUCUUUCCAAGGCAAAACUGGACAGUGUUCUUCCUCUCAUGUUCUCCGAGUUUGCCAGAGUACUGCGGCCUCGGACAGGACGUCUAGUAUUGCUUUGUGGCAAUUGUGUUCCGAUAGUGAGAGUUCUCCACCAGCUCAACACUGGUAAGGAUAGUAUGUCUUCUGCAGCAACAGCGGAAGAUAUUAUUUCGAUGCCGUGUGAUUCUGUAUUCCCAGUCAACAUUGGCGGUCUAAUGGCAUGGGUUGUCAUCGUAAAGAGGGAUAAUGGUCCACCUCGGGAGUUGCCAAACUACAAGGAUCGCGUUCGCAAGGUCGCUGGGAAGCGAGAACGAAUAGAACGAUGCAAGGCAAACGACAAAUCAACCAAGAAACGAGGAGUCCAUCAGUCGUAA
Molecule: messenger RNA, 1596 nt
Organism: Seminavis robusta
Lineage: Eukaryota; Bacillariophyta; Bacillariophyceae; Naviculales; Naviculaceae
Source: the annotation of a GenBank genome assembly